CGUUAUAUCUUGUCGAUAUCUAUUUUGGUAAUAUAAAGUGUUAUCGGUAACAUAAAUAUUUUGCGAAGAUCUACAAAUUUUAUCAAGCGAUGAUACGCAAUAGUUGUUAAAUGUUAUUUCUAAUGAAGAAAGUAAAAUAUACAACUGUUCAAAUUAAUUGGAUCAAUGUUGAUGAAAGUACAAGACAAAGCAGCAAAAUUGAGAUACAAUAUCGAAUACAUGAUAUAGGCUGUUUGUUGUUCAUUCUAUAAGUAAUGGCAUUAUAACAAUGGCUUCAUAUAGCCCGAAACUGAACAAGAAGGAAUUCAAUAAUUGGUUUAAAGCUCAGUUAGCUGUACUUUUGACCAAAGAAGGAAUUGAACCUUUUGUGUAUAAUGAAAUUCAAGCAUUUCAAUUAGAAUGUUUAGAUAAUAUAUGCUACAACAAUAAACUUAUUAAUGGAAGUGUAUGUUCAAGUUGCUCCACAGAAAAUAUUAUCACGUGCCCUACUUACAGAAUUUGUAAUGUUGGGCAUGGAAACUGCAGUUAUCAUCGAAAUUCGGAAACACAGUAUAAUCCUGCUGGCUGUCCCAAUAAAAUAUGUGACAAAUUCAACACUCAAAUAAAAUGUGCGCAUAGAUACUACGUACCUUCGUAUAAAAACACGGAUGCGACUCAGUGGUGCAGUAGUCCCUGGGAGGUAGCUAAAUGCUUUAUGCCCCCAGAUGGGUAUGCAGAUAAAGUAUCACCAACAGAUACAGAUUUCAACGGAAUCAUCAGUAUUAUUUCUAACUUCAAGGACUUUUCUUUGAAAUUGGAUGCAACGCUUAGUGACAGGAACAAUAUCUUUGAACAGGCAAGAGAAAUUGGUAGACGUUUAAGACAUUCUUCAAGAUUAGAAGUUACGGACAAGGACCUUCAGCAAUACUUCAAAGUGUUACGUCAACUACUGUCUGAUUCCAAAUAUUUAGCUACAGACAAACAUGCACAAAUUGCCAAACAAAACCUCAUUGAUCUCGAAAAUGACUCAAUGAAAAUAAGUAAAGGUGAUGUAGACAAAGCGCUUGGCGAAGCAGAAACGGCAGAUCUGGAUAAAAUUAGAACUGAAAUUGAUGACCUGAAGAAAUUAUAUGAGAUUAUUAAGCUAGAUACUAUUAAAACAACCAAACACGCUAUAGCUUCUAUUAGAGAGGUAACUGAAAAAGGUAAACAAGACUUGUCCGAUUUAGCACAGAACAUGUUUCAACUGCAGAGUAAUAAAAAUGGGGAACAAUAUGACAAUAGACAAAGACUAAAAAAUGAUUUGAUUGCAUUGUACAAGACGAAUUAUAGUUCAGUUCCUCUUUCUCCACUGGUUGAAGAAUACGAUUCCCCUCUUGCUGGCUUUUACGUCAUGCCAGAAAUUCAUAUGCAGACUGACGUAUUCGCCAGAAAAAAGGAAACAGCUAGAGUUAAGUCGUUUGAAGACCUCUUUUCGUCGGGAAGCAAGAUUGCAAGAGAAAUAUAUUUAUCUGCUGAUGCUGGGUUUGGGAAAACGGCAUUUUCAAAAUAUCUUGCUACGGCGUGGUGUCAAGCUCAUCAAAAGGAUGGAGGCGAAAUAUGCGGCUUGUUUAAAGAAGAGGAGCUAAAAGCCUUAGCUGGAUUUGAGUUUGCAUUUUUGGUGUUGUUAAAGGAUUCUGCAAAUGUCUGUGAUAUUGACAUAAUGAUCGACCAACAAAUUAUAGGAAAUCUCCCGUGUACAUCGUCACUUCCUGAGAAUCUCUUUAAGGAAAUUUUAGAUAAGGAAAAAUGCUUAAUCAUUCUAGAUGGACUUGAUGAAUGGACACACCCAAGAGACGAUUGUAAAAGACUUCCAAAAAAUAUUCCUCAUCGAUACGCUCGGGAAAACUGUGUAAUUUUGACAACGACUCGACCAUGGAAGCUAGGAUAUGUAAACCUUAAAAAGAGUCAAACAGACAAAAUAAUAGAGCUGAUUCAAUUAAAUGACGAAUCCGCAAGGACAUUGACAAUGAAUGGUAUUCAGAAGAUGAAGAAAGGACUAGAUGCUGACGAAUUGGCGAGUCAAACGAGCAAAUUACAUAAAGUAAUAUUUGAUCGUGGUUUGAAUGACCUAAAGUCUGUUCCACUUAUACUGAUGUAUAUUAUUAGUCUGUGGUGUGACGGUAAACCGAUUGGAGAGUCGAAAUGUCAAGUAUAUACUAGUAUCAUUGAACUCCUUCUUACGAGGACAGUGAAUAACUCAUCAGAUCUCAAUACAGCAUUUGAACAAUCUCAAUGUACUCUUCCCAAAUGCUUCGAGGAGCUUGAUACUGAAAAUUAA
Messenger RNA from Ruditapes philippinarum (Manila clam), 2299 nucleotides. RefSeq lists its product as uncharacterized. Bases 269 to 2299 code for a protein of 676 amino acids. The transcript has 5 exons. Lineage: Eukaryota; Metazoa; Mollusca; Bivalvia; Venerida; Veneridae. The record is from RefSeq and is a predicted model, not a curated record.